Messenger RNA from Penicillium nucicola, 1017 nucleotides. RefSeq names its product amidohydrolase family protein. The record is from RefSeq and is a predicted model, not a curated record. Gene Ontology annotation, cellular component: cytoplasm; cytosol. NCBI's taxonomy places the organism in Eukaryota, Fungi, Ascomycota, Eurotiomycetes, Eurotiales, Aspergillaceae. The transcript has 2 exons. The coding region runs from base 1 to 1017 and encodes 338 amino acids. Gene Ontology annotation, molecular function: carboxy-lyase activity; hydrolase activity. Gene Ontology annotation, biological process: secondary metabolic process.
AUGCUCGGCAAAAUCGCCCUCGAGGAAGCCUUUGCGCUUCCACGCUUCGCCGAAAAGACCAAAUGGUGGGCCGGCAUGUUCGCAACAGACACCGAGAAACACACUGCCGAAAUCAACGACGUGGGCCCCAUCCGCCUAGACUUCGCCGAGAAGCACGGCGUCGGCCUCCAAAUCCUCAGCUAUACCGCGCCGGGCGUGCAGGAUAUCUGGGAUGCCAAAGAUGCGCAGGCCUUGGCUGUCGAGAUCAAUGACUAUAUCGCCGAGAAGGUGAAGGCGCAUCCGGAUCGUUUUGCUGCAUUUGCCACUCUAUCCAUGCACAACCCUCAAGAAGCAGCCGACGAACUCCGCCGCUGCGUAACCCAACACGGCUUCCUCGGCGCCCUAGUAAACGACACACAGCGCGCCGGCCCCGACGGCGACGACAUGAUAUUCUACGACAACGCGCAAUGGGACAUAUUCUGGUCGACCUGCACGGAACUAGACGUCCCCCUCUACCUCCACCCGCGCAAUCCCACAGGAACAAUCUACGAAAAGCUCUGGGCCGAUCGAAAAUGGCUAAUCGGGCCCCCACUCUCCUUCGCACAAGGCGUAAGCCUACACGUACUGGGGAUGGUAACGAACGGGGUCUUCGACCGACACCCAGGGUUGCAGGUGAUAUUAGGACAUCUGGGAGAGCAUAUUCCAUUCGACAUGUGGCGGAUUAACCACUGGUUUGAGGAUCGGAAGAAGGCGCUUGGACUGGCGGAGACGUGUAAGAGGACGAUUCGGGAGUAUUUUGCGCGCAAUCUGUGGAUUACGACGUCGGGUCACUUUUCGACGAAUACGUUGAAUUUCUGUCUCGGGGAGGUGGGUGUUGAUCGGAUUUUGUUUUCGAUUGAUUAUCCGUUUGAGACGUUUGGGGAUGCGUGUGAGUGGUUUGAUGGGGCGGAGAUGUCGGAGGUUAAUCGGUUGAAGAUUGGGAGGGAGAAUGCUAAGAAGUUGUUUAAGUUGGGGGCUUAUAAGGAUUCUGAGGCUUGA